Messenger RNA from Gopherus evgoodei (Goodes thornscrub tortoise), 2737 nucleotides. It is a transcript of the gene BTG2, whose product is annotated as BTG anti-proliferation factor 2. The transcript has 2 exons. Bases 96 to 593 code for a protein of 165 amino acids. The record is from RefSeq and is a predicted model, not a curated record. Gene Ontology annotation, cellular component: cytoplasm; nucleus. Gene Ontology annotation, biological process: negative regulation of mitotic cell cycle; negative regulation of cell population proliferation. NCBI's taxonomy places the organism in Eukaryota, Metazoa, Chordata, Testudines, Testudinidae.
CCAGCGCAGAGUCCGAGCGCGGCUGGGGGGAAUUUCUACCCUGUCCCCAUUCUACACCAGAGCCUUAAAGCGGCCGCGCCGCUCUGAGCCCAACCAUGAGCCAACGCUGGAGCGGGGUCAGCAGCCGGGCGGACAUGGUGCCCGAGAUCGCCGCCGCAGUGGGCUUCGUGUCUAGCCUGCUCCGGACCCGGGGCUGCGUCAGCGAGCAUCAGCUGCAGGUCUUCAGCGGGGCUCUGCAGGAGGCGCUCACAGAGCAUUACAAACAUCAUUGGUUUCCCGAGAAACCCUUCAAAGGUUCUGGGUAUCGCUGCAUCCGAAUCAAUCACAAAAUGGACCCCAUUAUCAGCAAAGCAGCUAGCCAGAUUGGACUCAACCUCCAGCAACUCUAUCAGCUUCUGCCCAGUGAGCUCACGCUCUGGGUGGACCCAUAUGAGGUGUCUUACCGGAUCGGUGAAGAUGGCUCCAUCUGUGUUUUGUAUGAAGCAGCAGCGGCAACACCUGUGAGCUCCUAUGGGAUGCUCACCUGUAAAAACCAGAUGAUGUUGGGUCGCACGAGCCCUUCCAAAAACUACAUGAUGACUGUCUCCAGCUAAAUGCUCCUAUUGUUCUUACCCUGCUAAGACAUGGGCUACUGUAUACCUCUCUGGAGGAUCUAUUUUUAAAUGAAGAGCUAUUUAUAUUUUUUUAAAAAAGCAAGAAAAUCCCAAAUGAAAUUUAAAUAUCAGACACUGCUCUGUAGCGAAGCAGUGUUAGGUGCCUUUUUCUUUUUUAAAGCUGUUGCAAGCUUAUGAGUUUUUUUAUUAUGAAGCCAAUAUCUACCUAAUUAGUGUUGAAUUACAAUUUGGGCUGGCAGGCUUGCCUAUCUGGGCAGCUUGGGGUGGAGGAGCCGAAGGGGGUGGGGGAAAAUACAGCAUUUCUAAAGAGUAUUUUUAACGAUGGAGUAAGCGCUGAGCAACUGUGAAUGAAAAGGCUAGAAUACCUAGCCAGUGGGGCUUUUAAAGAUAGUUGACUGGAGUGUCAUGACCCACUAAGAAGUUUAUUCUGGCCUUGAUUGUUUUUUUUUAAAAAAAAUCGCCUACUCCAUUACACUGAUAAGGGGUUGCAAUUUCAUCACCUCUCUGCCCCCGUUUCCCCCAACAAGCCUGAGCAAUUUCUGGCCUAAAGUUUCUGAUCCUUAAUCAGUUUUGACUGAGCCCAAUGUUCAGGAUUUGGCCCUGAAACUGUUUGGCAGUUCCCAACGCACAUUUGUAAUUCGCCGAAGUGCCAAACCAAUGUGAAUUGAUCUACCUGCUGGGGAACACAUCUUUUACCAGGACUUUGUCUGUUCACUGCCUUUUUACUGACCAACUGAAGCCCCUGCCAGUGACCCUUUAAGAGGUGAUUUAAAAACACAAGGCACUUAAGACUCUUUAUUUUUAAUGAAACUUCCUCAGAUUAGUUUCAAAGCACAUUGGGUUUUUUUGCCUUCCUGUUCUGAACUGACAAGUGAUUUGCAUAACUAGAGCUAUUCCUUCCCAGCCUUUUAUGACUCAAGUUCUCAGACACUGUGCAAUAUAUUUCCAGAUCUUGGGCACUCUGGAGAAGGAAGGGGAUUCCUCUUUGCUGCAGUUUAUUCCCCCACCUCAAUCUUUAAAAAAUAAGAUAAUUGUUUUUGAUGGCUUCCCAUGUGCAAACUUGGGUUCAGGCUUUUGUAGGGUUUUUACCAGCAUUUGAAUUCCUGAACUGGAAAACUUCCCUUCAUACUGGGCAUAUCAUUUAAAGGGCCCAAUGACCUGUGCUUAUCCCUUCCCCCCCCACCACACACACACAGUUUAAUCAUCACUAAAGAGAUCUGACUUGUAAAGCUGAAGUUACAUCACACCAGCUGUAACUUCUACAUCAGCAAAGCAGAAGUUAGAAUGAAGCACUCUAGAGCCUUUUGUCAGCUGAAUUGUGCAAUAUGUUGUAUCGCAAUGAAGGGAAAUACGUGAAAGCUUCUGUACUGUAAAUUUCCCUUCCAAGAAAAGUCUCGGUUCAAAGUGCUGUGUGGGAUCCUUCUUUCUUAUCCUGGUGUCUUGAUGAAAACAUGAGUGAACUACAACGUUCCCAGAACAAACACCGUUUGCUUUUCUACACUCCCUGUACUUGGAAUUUCCCAAAUACUGGUACUUGGUUUGUUCAUCAAUGUGGUGUGAUGAAUGCAGAUCUUAUCUUUAUAUGCUCCACUCCCUUCCUCCUACUAAAAAUAGUGCUUUUGAAAGCCAAAUUCCUACACUACUGUUGUUCCAAUCAUGCCCCUUUUCUAUUCCUUUUUUUAAAGAAAAUCCUACCAAAUUUCAUGCUGUUAACUCUAUGCCAGGGAUUAGUAUUAAGUUUUGUUUGCUUUAAAACCAACCAAAUUCAGACAGAAUCAUUUUUUUGUAGCUUGAUACAUGUAAAAGCUGUGAAUUGAAGCAUGUUCUCUAUUGCCUUCUCAAGCCUGUUGCAGAGCUGAAGAACUGUAUCUUAGUGUCUGUUGGGUUUUCUCCUCUUUCACUUUUUGUCUUUUCUUUUCUAAAAACUGAGCUGGACUGUUGAGCAGGACCUGCUUUGUAUUUGGUGAAAAUGGUAGGAAGUUUGUAAGCUAUUUUUUUGGGGAAGGGGGAGGGAAUAAUACUAAUUGUACAGUAGUGGUUUUUAUAUACAAAAUGUACAGAUACCCUGACAAAUGUACACACUUUUUUUGUUACUUUAAUAAAAAUGUAGCAAUUCAAAAGAA